This is a messenger RNA of Adineta ricciae, 399 nucleotides long. NCBI's taxonomy places the organism in Eukaryota, Metazoa, Rotifera, Eurotatoria, Adinetida, Adinetidae. The record is from the annotation of a GenBank genome assembly.
AUGAUCACCUUAGCUGCGAUCUUGGGUUUAUUCCUUCACAUAACAAAAGUUUACAAUAGAGCAGUAUCUUUUGACCCUGCCCAAAACUUUUAUUUGAAUAAGCAAUGGGAAUCAGGACAUCACCCAUUUCCUGAAAUGAAUCGCUUUCUAAAUCCUUACUCACAAAUUCAUUAUCAACCAAUGAAAUUGCUACAACCAAAUUAUUCAUUUCUUGAAUAUAUUUGCAGCCUUUCACAUAGCCACAGGCAUAUUGAAGAAGUUUUAGUCAUUUUCGGCCGGAGAUAUCGUUCGUUGAUCAAAAAAAUAAUUCGAGAGGAUUGUCCUACGAAGGAGCAUGACGUCAGACACGAACAACGGGCCAUAAUCAACUUCAAACAAACUCGGAUUCCAUUUCGAUGA